This is a messenger RNA of Exophiala aquamarina CBS 119918, 1722 nucleotides long. RefSeq lists its product as uncharacterized. Lineage: Eukaryota; Fungi; Ascomycota; Eurotiomycetes; Chaetothyriales; Herpotrichiellaceae. Gene Ontology annotation, molecular function: transmembrane transporter activity. The record is from RefSeq and is a predicted model, not a curated record. The transcript has 2 exons. The coding region runs from base 1 to 1722 and encodes 573 amino acids. Gene Ontology annotation, biological process: transmembrane transport.
AUGGUUGGAAGCGAGGCCCAAAACGGGUCCCAAUAUGCUACUCCAGUAGAGAAAUCUGCUGGCGAUGAUGAACAACAUAACUCGAGAGAUGUGGAUAGGAUCGAGACACCAGCUCUGAGCUCUCAGGACAAGCAAGUCGACGAGCAGGAAGAAAGAUAUCCUCCAUUUACGACUGUUCUACUCAUCAUGGUAUCGCUUUACUUGGCAAUGUUCCUUGUUGCUCUAGACCUCACAAUAAUUGCAACUGCAAUACCUAGUAUCAGCGACGAAUUUCACACCCUCGAUGACAUUGGCUGGUACGGAAGCGCCUAUCUCCUGACACUUUGUUGCUUCCAACUAUUGUUCGGACGCAUCUAUACCUUCUACUCGCCCAAACUCGUCUUUUUAACAGCAGUCUUUCUCUUCGAGAUUGGCUCGGCCAUAUGUGGUGCAGCUCCCAACUCGACGGCAUUUAUCUUUGGUCGCGCUGUUGCUGGAGUCGGCUCCGCUGGCAUAACAGGAGGCGCGGUUGUUAUUUUGAUGCAUACAACGCCUAUCGAGAAGAGACCUAUGUAUAUGGGCAACAUCGGGGCAGUAUAUGGGCUCGCCUCAGUUGCUGGACCAUUGCUUGGCGGGGUAUUCACCACGAAAGUUUCCUGGCGGUGGUGCUUCUAUAUCAACCUACCCUUUGGUGGUCUGACACUUGCAAUCAUAUUUCUGGCAUUAAAGCUAGAGAGAUCGCAGGAUGCUCCAACCACGAUCAAGCAGCAAGUUCACCGUCUUGAUCCGCUGGGUACUCUGUGCUUCUUCCCAGGGACCAUCUGCUUACUGCUGGCUCUGCAGUGGGGUGGAUCGACCUAUUCCUGGCAAAGUGCUAGGAUCAUUGCGCUCCUAGUCAUCUUCGGAUUAUGCAUGGCCGCUUUCAUCAUCAUCCAGGUCUGGAAGGGGGAGACAGCUACCGUUCCCCCUCGGAUUUUCUUGCAGCGCAGUAUCCUCUCUGGUAUCUUCUUUUCAUUUCUGGCAGGGUCAGCACUGAUGAUCAUGAUCUACUACUUGCCGAUAUGGUUCCAGGCUAUAAAGGGUGCGAGUGCAGUCAAGUCAGGGAUCAUGACCUUGCCAAUCAUCCUAACCUUGGUCAUUGCUAACAUCAUCGGCGGCCUUGUUGUCACCCGAAUCGGCUACUACACGCCAUUCAUGAUAGCUAGCUCCGUAUUCAUGUCCAUCGGCAGCGGUCUGAUUUCCACUUUCAUACCCACGACAACCCACUCCAAAUGGAUCGCUUUUCAAUUCCUCUUCGGUCUCGGCACAGGGCUCGGCAUGCAACAGUCGGGGGUGGCGGCUCAAACCGUUCUGACCAAAAAGGACGUCCCAACAGGCGCUUCCCUCAUCUUCUUCUUUCGUAAUCUUGGCGGCGCGCUGUUCAUUUCCAUCAGUCAGAAUGUUUUGCAGAAUGAGUUGAUUAACGGCUUGCAACACAUUCCAGGACUGAAUACGCAAGUCAUCUUACGUGCGGGCGCGACAGGAUUGAGAAGCGUCGUCGAGCCACGGUUUCUCCAAGAGGUUCUAAUAGCAUACAACGGCGCCCUAGUCAAGGUGUUUUACUGCGCUGUGGCUGUGUCAUGUGCCAGUAUCAUUGGAGCCUUGACGAUGGAGUGGAGGAGCGUAAAGAAGGCGAGAGAGCAACAGAGGAUGGCCAUGGCGAAGGAGAAGGAGAAGAAAGUAGACGCAGCUAUGCAAGGCUGA